Molecule: messenger RNA, 1237 nt
Organism: Raphanus sativus (radish)
Lineage: Eukaryota; Viridiplantae; Streptophyta; Magnoliopsida; Brassicales; Brassicaceae
Product: transcription factor MYB108
Exons: 3
Coding region: 127-1050 (307 amino acids)
Biological process (GO): regulation of DNA-templated transcription
Cellular component (GO): nucleus
Molecular function (GO): sequence-specific DNA binding; DNA-binding transcription factor activity
Source: RefSeq, a predicted model, not a curated record
CUUUUUCUAUCUACACAUAACUCCAAAAAUAUCAGUUUCUCUCUUCAAAAAACCACAUAAAAAGGGUAGAAAAUCUCAAUCUUUUAGCUCAAAAAUAUCUUCUGUGAGUCUCUUCUGUUUGCAUCAAUGGAUGAGAAAGGAAGAAGCUUCAAGAACAACAACAACAUGGAAGACGAAAUGGACCUGAAGAGAGGUCCGUGGACCGCUGAAGAAGAUUUUAAGCUCGCAAAUCACAUUGCUACUCAUGGAGAAGGUCGAUGGAACUCUCUUUCUCGUUGUGCAGGACUCCAACGCACUGGUAAAAGCUGUAGACUACGGUGGUUAAACUAUCUCCGCCCUGACGUCCGCCGUGGAAACAUUACCCUAGAAGAGCAACUCUUGAUCCUCGAACUUCAUUCCCGUUGGGGCAAUCGAUGGUCAAAAAUCGCACAAUAUCUACCGGGAAGAACAGACAAUGAAAUCAAGAACUACUGGAGAACGCGAGUGCAAAAACAUGCAAAGCAGCUUAAAUGCGACGUCAACAGCCAACAAUUCAAAGACACAAUGAAGUAUAUAUGGAUGCCUCGGCUUGUUGAGAGGAUCCAAUCCGCGUCGGUCUCAACCACCACGUCAUCUUGCAUCACAACCUCUAACAAUCAAUCCAUGACAUAUGAUCACAACAGCAUGGGACAACAACUUGGUGUAGUGAACAGCAACGACUAUAUCACGCCGGAAAACUCCAGCUUGACAGUUUCUCCGGUGUCAGACUUGACGGAGUACCACAGCGCUCCAAAACCGAACCCGGAAUACUAUUCGGGUCAAGUGGGGGAUAGUUAUUAUCCGGAUCAGAAUUUGGUGGGUCCAGAAAUGUUGCCGGAUAAUUAUUUCGAUUAUUCUGGACUACUAGGCGAAGAUUUAACAGCUACGCAUGAGAGUAACCUCGACUGGUUUGAAAAUAUUGAUGGAGUUGGUUCUUCUUCUUCAGACAGUUUAUGGAACAUUGGAGAAAAAGAUGAAGACUUCUGGUUUUUACAGCAGCAAGAACAGUUCAACAACUACGACAACUUCUGAAUACAGAUUAAAAACGAACUAGAGUCGUUAAGUGUGUGAAAGGCAUUACAAGGGAGUAAUUAAUGAUGAAUUAAUGAUAAGGACUGCGUUUAAGGUAUUUAAUUAUGAUAUAUGAUCACCUUUUUAUUUGAAGCUUGAUCAUGUAUCAUGGUGUUUUAACAAAUCGCUUAAUUUGAUUUGUUUUUUU